Molecule: messenger RNA, 870 nt
Organism: Helobdella robusta
Lineage: Eukaryota; Metazoa; Annelida; Clitellata; Rhynchobdellida; Glossiphoniidae
Exons: 6
Coding region: 1-870 (289 amino acids)
Biological process (GO): protein targeting to membrane; peptidyl-L-cysteine S-palmitoylation
Cellular component (GO): endoplasmic reticulum; Golgi apparatus
Molecular function (GO): protein-cysteine S-palmitoyltransferase activity
Source: RefSeq, a predicted model, not a curated record
AUGAUAGUUGAUUGCCAACCAUUUUGGUUGCAUUUUGGUUUUGUUUGGCCACCAUCUUUUAACUUUUUCUGGUUUGUGAAAGAUGGAUGUGGGAUUGUUUGUGCUACAUUUACCUGGAUUUUAAUUAUUUAUGCUCAGUUUGUGGUCAUAACCGUCCUCCUUCAUCCAUCUCCUUAUACCAACCAUGCUCUUUUUAAUGGAGUUUUAUUUGAAAUUCUGUCAACUUUGGCCAUGGUUUCACAUUUCAGAGCAAUGUUCUCAGAUCCAGGAGCUGUACCCAGAGGAAAUGCGACUCCAGAGUGCAUGGAAAAAAUGAAUUUUAAAACUGACAAAAUUUUGUACAAAUGUCCGAAAUGCGUUUCCAUCAAACCAGAACGUGCCCAUCAUUGUAGCAUUUGUCAGAGGUGCAUUGAGAAGAUGGAUCAUCACUGUCCCUGGGUCAAUAAUUGUGUUGGCGAAAGGAAUCUGAAAUAUUUUGUUCUGUUUACGUUUUAUAUAUGUUUGAUGUCAUGUCAUGUUAUAUACAUGUCUGGAUUUCACUUUUUCUCCUGCAUAUCCACUCGUUUAUCAGGCUCCUGUUUUAAUUUUACUCCCGCAAUCACUAGCUUCCUUAUGAUGAUGUUGUUUGUGGAAUCGUUGUUGUUUGGCUUAUUUACAUGUAUUAUGUGCAUAUCUCAGAUGUCUGCAAUUUUAAACGACGAAACGGGAAUCGAACAACUAAAGCGGGAUAAAACUAAAUAUUGCAGAACUAGUCGGGUAAAAAAUUUGAAAAGAGUGUUCGGAUCCAAAAUAUCUUUCGCUUGGAUAUCUCCUUUCCACACUUCUAAUGCAACCGAAAUUUCCUUGGACAACAAUAUGUAUAUUAUAUAA